AUGGAGCAAAAAAACAAUUCAAUGCCUGAAAUGAAUGACAUUCAAACUUUCGUCAAUGAUUCUAUAAUGUACAAUUUAUUUGAUACAAAUAACAAUCUAGACAAUACUAUUACCCAGGAGUCACAUGAUUUUCAUAACUUAGAAACUGGUAUACCUGACAUGGAUCAUAACUAUUUAUCACAACUUUUACAUGCUGUAAUGGAAUCAGAAUCCAAGAAGAGUGCAGUCGAUUUUGUUUCAAUGUCAGAGGUUGAAAGAAUCCCGGUCUCUGAAAUAAAUGCUUUCAACAACUUUAGACCCUCUUCAGAAUCCAAUUUUCAGCCUGAUAAUACUAAUGACAAGGAAGAAGACAAAAGUUAUACAUCAGCAAGAACCACUAUAACAGCUACAAAAUCAGGUUUAAAUGAGAAUGGCAUUAAUAAAUCAAGAAGACUCUGGGAUGAUGAAGAGGUUUCUAUUUUUCUUAAUCAUUUUAAGGAGGAUUAUGCAUUAUACCAAAAGAACAGUAAAAAAUUUUAUGAAAAGAUGGCCAGUAAAUAUUUUACAUCAAGAUCAAAAGGUGCAAUUCAAAGUAAACUUAAUCAAUUGUUGGAUAAAUAUGAGGAAGUUAAAAGCAAUUCGGCUAAAUAUAACUGGAAAUGGUACAGAAUUAUUGAUGAUAUCAUUAAAGAAGAUUCCAAUGAUGCUAAUGAUCAUGAUAGUGAUAGAUCAUCUGAAAUCAAUUAUUAUAAUGAAAGACUUAAAUCCAAAAGACUUGUGAAAAGCAAAAAUAAUAAACCAACUGAUGUUAGUGAAGUAGAAUCACAUGAAGUAAUAAUUGGUAACCAUAAGAUAAAUAAUAAUAAUUUUAUAAAAGCUGAAAACAACGCAAUUGAUAAUGGUGCAGUUGAAAAUAGAAAUUGUAUCAGUAAAAAAAGAAGAAUUGGAAUUUCUUCUGCAUGUAUAAUUGCAGAUGCUAUCAAAGAAUCAGUAAUGUACAGAGAAAGAAUACUUGAACAUGAUAACAAACUUAAAGAAUUAGAACAUGAUGCUAAACUUGAUUAUUAUGGGAAAAAAUUGGCAACAUGCUCUUCUGAUCGAUCUAUAAAAAUUUUUGAAAUUGAUGGAGACAGUCAACGAGAAAUAGAAACAUUAAAAGGGCAUGAAGGACCGGUUUGGCAAGUUGCUUGGGCACAUCCAAAAUUUGGUAAUAUCCUAGCAUCAUGUUCUUAUGAUAAUAAAGUAAUUAUUUGGAAAGAACAAAAUGGAUCUUGGAAUAAAAUCCAAGAACAUAAACAUUCAGCAUCUGUAAAUUCAGUUGCUUGGGCACCUCAUGAGCUUGGUCCAAUUUUAGCAUGUGCAUCGUCAGAUGGAAAAGUUUCUGUUUUAACAUUUAAAGAUGAUGGAGCAGCUGAUAUACAAAAAAUUGAUGCACAUUCGAUUGGUGUUAAUUCUGUAAGCUGGGCACCUGCUACAAUGCCAGGUUCACUUGUACAAAUUACCGGUGGGGCACAAAAUGUUAAUGUCACAAAAAAAUUUGCUUCAGCAGGCUGCGAUAACAAUAUAAAAAUCUGGAUUUAUAGUGAUAACGAAUGGAAAGAAGAAUGGAAUUUGGACGGGCACACAGAUUGGGUUCGUGAUGUAGCUUGGGCUCCUAAUGUAGGGCUUUCUAAAAGUUAUUUAGCUAGUGGAUCUCAAGACAAAACUGUUUUGAUCUGGACUCAAGAAACACCAAACUCUCCAUGGACUAAAAAACAACUUAAUGAGAAAUUUUUGGAUGCAGUUUGGAGUGUCAGUUGGUCACUUUCUGGUAACAUAUUAGCAGUUGCUACUGCUGACAACAAAAUCACAUUAUGGAAAGAAAAUUUAAAGGGUGAAUGGGAAAUGUUGACUGAAAUGGCAGAAUAA
This is a messenger RNA of Entrophospora sp. SA101, 1887 nucleotides long. The record is from the annotation of a GenBank genome assembly. Lineage: Eukaryota; Fungi; Glomeromycota; Glomeromycetes; Entrophosporales; Entrophosporaceae.